Colletotrichum godetiae is the source of this 1050-nucleotide messenger RNA. RefSeq names its product transcription factor. Gene Ontology annotation, biological process: transcription initiation at RNA polymerase II promoter; transcription preinitiation complex assembly. Gene Ontology annotation, molecular function: TBP-class protein binding; RNA polymerase II general transcription initiation factor activity. Gene Ontology annotation, cellular component: nucleus; transcription preinitiation complex. The record is from RefSeq and is a predicted model, not a curated record. NCBI's taxonomy places the organism in Eukaryota, Fungi, Ascomycota, Sordariomycetes, Glomerellales, Glomerellaceae. The transcript has a single exon. Bases 1 to 1050 code for a protein of 349 amino acids.
AUGCUCGGCCCCAAUGGAGCCGCGACAGACGAGAAUGCCGAGGGCUUCAAGGAUGACCUCAACUGCGUCGUGAUGUGUCCCGACUGCAAGGAGUACCCUCCCAAUCUGGUUGAGGAGUUCUCUUCUGGCGACAUGGUGUGCGGUUCUUGCGGCCUCGUCGUUGGAGACAAGAUUAUCGACACCCGUUCCGAAUGGCGUACAUUCGCCAAUGACGAUCAGGGCAAUGAUGACCCCUCCCGUGUCGGUGACGCCGUCAACCCCUUGCUCAACGGCUCACAGCUCGAGACCACCAUCGCUUUCGGCGAUGGCAGAGACUCUAAGCAGCUUGCUCGUCUUCAGAACAAGUCCCAGAACGACAAGGCUAGCAAAUCUCUGAUGCAGGCGUAUAAGGAGAUUGGUGCCUUUUGCGACAGUAUCAACCUUGGCAAGAACGUCUCUGAUGCGGCCAAGCACAUCUUCAAGUUGACGUACGACCAUAAUUUCAUGAAGGGCAAGCCGCAGGAGGCCGUCAUUGCAGGCUGUAUUUUUAUUGCCUGUCGUCAGACCGGCGUCGGCCGUACUUUCCGCGAGAUCUUCCAGGUCACCCACGUGUCAAAGAAGGAAAUUGGCAGGGUUUUCAAGCAGCUCGAGUCCUUCCUGCAGAAGAUUAAGGAGGAGAACCCGCGUGGUGCCGGCUCUCUUUCCAACCUGGAUGGCUACAAGGCCAGCGCGUCUACCAGUGCCGAGGAUCUCUGCACUCGUUUCUGCUCCAACCUCAACUUCCGUAAUGCGCAGAAGAUUGAGAACGUCUCGCGCGCUCUUGCACGCAAGACAUCGAGCGUCUCUGAAUUGGCCGGUCGUUCGCCUUUGUCUGUCGCCGCCGCCUGUAUCUACAUGGCAUCGCAUCUCAUGAAAGAAUCGAGAACCUCCAAGGAGAUUGCCUCGGUGGCAGGUGUUAGCGACGGCACCAUCAAGACGGCCUAUCGGUUCUUGUACCAGGCUCGCGACAGACUUAUUGAGAAGGAGUGGGGCGCGGACAAGAAGGCAAUCGAUAAUCUUCCGGUUAACUAG